UAUUUAGGCAAUGAAGCUUCGGGUCUCCGAGAUUGUCGCCACUUCACAUUCCAUCUAUCGCAAUUCUCUCCAAACCAUGCAAAUAAGCCCCACGUUGUGGGAAUCAGCUUGCAAAAAUGGCUGGGGAAAUGGCUUCAAGCAAGCCGUAGCCCGUUGCUAUCUAGGAAGAACAUCACCGUCCGGCCGUCCGUGCCAAAGCCAUCCCUCAAGUUAAUUCCCACAUCGAUCGGGCGUCGAGAGGGCACAUCACCGGCUUCUCCUUCACCAUGUCAAGCGACUAUGCCAACUACACCGUGUUCAUGCCGCCCACCCCGGACAACCAGCCAGGCGCCGCGCCGUCUGCUGCGCCCGGGGGAUCCACCAAGCCGGACGACCUUCCCUUACCUCCCUACUCAUCAGCCUCCAAGCUCGUGAACCGCCGGGGUGGCGACGACGGCGCGGCCGAAGGCAAGAUGGACCGGCGGCUGUCAACGGCGCGCGUGGCGACGCCGUCCAAGACGCUGCUUUUGCGGAGUCAGACGGGCGACUUCGAUCACAACCGGUGGCUAUUUGAGACCAAGGGAACGUACGGUAUCGGGAACGCGUACUGGCCACAGGAUGGCACCGCGUACGCCAACGACGACGGCAGCACCAGGGGCGGCGGCGGCAGCGUCAGGAUGGAGGACCUCGUCGAUAAGCCCUGGAAGCCGCUCAGCCGGAAGGUGCCCAUUCCUCCGGGCAUUCUAAGCCCUUACAGGUUACUAGUGAUGGUGCGAUUCGUGGCGCUAUUCCUCUUCCUGAUUUGGCGUGCGACGAACCCGAACCCAGACGCGAUGUGGUUGUGGGGGAUCUCCAUCGUUUGCGAGUACUGGUUCGCCUUCUCGUGGCUCCUGGACCAGAUGCCCAAGCUGAACCCCAUCAACCGAGCCGCCGACCUCGCCGCACUCCGGGAGAAGUUUGAGUCCGCUACGCCGUCCAACCCCACCGGCCGCUCUGACCUGCCUGGUCUUGACGUGUUCAUCUCGACCGCCGACCCCUACAAGGAACCGCCACUGGUCACCGCCAACACUCUGCUCUCCAUCCUAGCCACGGACUACCCGGUCGAGAAACUCUUUGUCUACAUCUCUGAUGACGGAGGCGCGCUUCUCACGUUCGAAGCCAUGGCGGAGGCAUGUGCCUACGCCAAGGUGUGGGUGCCGUUCUGCCGCAAGCACUCCAUCGAGCCACGCAACCCGGAAGCGUAUUUCAACCAGAAGGGCGACCCUACCAAAGGCAAGAAGCGGCCAGACUUCGUGAAGGACCGGCGCUGGAUCAAGCGCGAGUACGACGAGUUCAAGGUGCGCAUCAAUGACCUACCAGAGGCCAUCCGUCAACGCGCCAAAGCAAUGAACGCGCGCGAGCGCAAGCUCGCCCGCGAGAAGGCAGCCGCCGCCUCCUCGUCUGAGGCCCCGCCUAGUACCGUUAAGGCAACUUGGAUGGCUGAUGGCACACACUGGCCAGGCACCUGGCUUGACUCUGCGCCUGACCACGGCAAGGGAGACCACGCCAGCAUCGUCCAGGUGAUGAUCAAGAACCCGCACUUCGACGUGGUGUACGGGGAUGCCGGCGACCAUACGUACCUAGACUUCACGAAUGUGGACGUGCGCAUCCCCAUGUUCGUGUACCUCUCGCGCGAGAAGCGCCCGGGGUACGACCAUAACAAGAAGGCCGGAGCGAUGAAUGCCAUGGUGCGCGCGUCGGCGAUCCUGUCCAACGGCCCCUUCAUGCUCAACUUCGACUGCGACCACUACGUGUACAACUGCCAAGCCAUCCGAGAGGCCAUGUGCUACAUGCUAGACCGUGGCGGCGACCGCAUUUGCUACAUCCAGUUCCCGCAGCGCUUCGAGGGCAUCGACCCUUCCGACCGCUACGCCAACCACAACACAGUCUUCUUCGACGGCAACAUGCGAGCGUUGGAUGGCCUCCAGGGCCCCAUGUACGUCGGCACUGGAUGCCUCUUUCGUCGCUACGCCAUCUACGGCUUCAACCCGCCGCGUGCAACCGAGUACCAUGGCGUGGUCGGCCAGACCAAGGUGCCCAUCGACCCGCACGUGUCGGCGCGUCCCGGAGAGUCGGGCCCGAUGCUCGAGCACCCCGACCAUGAGGCACCCCAGCGGUUCGGGAAGUCCAAGUUGUUCGUGGAGUCCAUCGCCGUGGCAGAGUACCAGGGCAGGCCGCUGCAGGACCACCCAUCCGUGAGGAAUGGCCGGCCGCCGGGCGCGCUGCUCAUGCCACGUCCAUCGCUAGAUGCAGCCACAGUGGCAGAGGCCGUGUCGGUGAUCUCAUGCUGGUACGAGGACACCACGGAGUGGGGGCUCCGUGUCGGCUGGAUCUACGGCUCCGUCACGGAGGACGUGGUGACGGGGUACCGGAUGCACAACCGCGGUUGGCGCUCCGUGUACUGCAUCACCAAGCGGGACGCCUUCCGUGGCACGGCGCCCAUCAACCUCACCGACCGCCUCCACCAGGUGCUCCGUUGGGCCACGGGCUCUGUGGAGAUCUUCUUCUCCAAGAACAACGCACUCCUCGCGUCCCGGAGGCUCAUGUUCCUACAACGCAUGUCCUACCUCAACGUCGGCAUCUAUCCCUUUACAUCGAUCUUCCUCAUCAUGUACUGCCUCCUGCCAGCGCUUUCCCUCUUCUCCGGCCAGUUCAUUGUGGCCACGCUAGACCCGACCUUCCUCUGCUACCUGCUGCUCAUCAGCAUCACGCUCAUACUGCUCUGCCUGCUCGAGGUCAAGUGGUCCGGGAUCGGGCUGGAAGAGUGGUGGCGCAACGAGCAGUUUUGGGUCAUAGGUGGCACAUCGGCGCAUCUGGCCGCUGUGCUACAGGGCCUGCUCAAGAUCACUGCGGGCAUCGAGAUAUCCUUCACGCUGACCGCCAAGGCAGCAGCCGAGGACGACGAUGACCCGUUCGCCGAGCUGUACCUCAUCAAGUGGACGUCCCUAUUUAUCCCACCGCUCGCCAUCAUCGGCAUCAACAUCAUAGCCAUGGUGGUGGGCGUGUCGCGCUGCGUCUAUGCAGAGAUCCCGCAGUACAGCAAGCUGCUGGGUGGAGGCUUCUUCAGCUUCUGGGUGCUGGCGCAUUACUACCCAUUCGCCAAGGGCCUCAUGGGACGACGCGGCCGCACGCCCACCAUCGUCUACGUCUGGGCUGGGCUCAUCUCCAUCACCGUCUCGCUGCUCUGGAUCACCAUCAGCCCGCCCGACGACCGGAUCACGCAAGGCGGCAUCCAGGUGUGAAUGUGAUCCAUAUAUAUAUGCAGUCCACCGACCGACAUCGAUUCCCAGUUGAGGACCAAGAUUAAUUGCUCCAAAUUUGCUUGAAACAAGUCUUGUCCAGACAACUGCGAUGUACUCCCUAGGGUAUAUUGUGUAUCCUAUCUUUUUUUUGGCUGCACAAAAUUAGCACAAAGAUCACUCUGCAGAUGGCAAAUUGUAGGUUGUGGCUUGGAGCUUAUGGAUUCCGAAAGUCCAGAAGUUAGAACAGGAGAUGAGUUUGGAGCAAUAGCUUCUAGUGUAGUGAGAUCCAUGGGCAUGUAGCCCAGUAGUGAAACAUAGUAUUUAGUAACGCAUGUUAUAACCAAUGAAAAGUUUUAAUUAGAUGAGCUUCCACUUAGGCCAGCUCUCCUUAGAUUUGCAAUUGGACCGGUUUUAACUAGGCAACAAAAGUGAAAAAAGGGAAUUGUAUUUCUCACGGGGUCCCAAAUUCUUAAACGCAUACAACAUUUCUCCAGUAAUGCCCAAGCAAAGAUCAAAUGGUUGUUUUGGGCUUAACUUCAAAUAUCAUCAUCAAAUGCAAAUGGCAUGCUCACCCAACAUCUGAGCUCAUGACUAAUUAUCUUUAAAGGUUGUGCCCGU
This is a messenger RNA of Brachypodium distachyon (stiff brome), 3878 nucleotides long. Its product is annotated as putative cellulose synthase-like protein D5. NCBI's taxonomy places the organism in Eukaryota, Viridiplantae, Streptophyta, Magnoliopsida, Poales, Poaceae. The coding region runs from base 267 to 3260 and encodes 997 amino acids. Gene Ontology annotation, cellular component: trans-Golgi network; plasma membrane. Gene Ontology annotation, molecular function: mannan synthase activity; cellulose synthase (UDP-forming) activity. The record is from RefSeq and is a predicted model, not a curated record. The transcript has 2 exons. Gene Ontology annotation, biological process: cellulose biosynthetic process; plant-type primary cell wall biogenesis.